This is a messenger RNA of Amphimedon queenslandica, 1159 nucleotides long. RefSeq names its product myosin-11-like. The coding region runs from base 23 to 1159 and encodes 378 amino acids. Lineage: Eukaryota; Metazoa; Porifera; Demospongiae; Haplosclerida; Niphatidae. The transcript is spliced from 7 exons. The record is from RefSeq and is a predicted model, not a curated record.
GCGUGGCUUCAUUAAAUUAAAAAUGUCUGUUCUUGCUGCAGGAGCUAUUGCAGGCGGAGCUGGUAAAGCUGCUCUGCUGGAGAAAUCUAACAUGCUAGACGAGGUCAACAGUCUACUGGACCUCAUGGUAUCCGAGAAACAGGCUCUUGAAGAGAAAAUAGUAUCAUUAGAAGAGCAAGUAAAAGGUAGCAAGACAAGUGAAGACAAAACCAACGAGAAAGAAGCUAAUGCAUUGAGAAAAGGAGAGAUCAAAGAACUAGCAGUAUUGAGGACUGAACUUGCAAUGGAGAGAGAACUCAUCAGCUCUUUGAGAGACAGGGUAGAAAGAACAAGCGAGGACUGUCAAAGAGAAAGGCAUGAACACAAGAAAUGGAUCGAUGAACUCCAGGAGCAACUGAGCUACAUUCAAUUGCAAUACCAGAAAGAAAAGAGAGAGAACAAAAGAUUGCAAGAAGUUUUAUUAAAAAGAAAUGAGAAAAACGAUGCAUUGAUUGCUGAAAACAACAAACUUAUCAGAACAUUAGAAAAACUGGAAGAGAAACAGUCAAAGACAAGGACAACCCUGCUGGCAUUGAAAAGAAAAGUAACACUAGAAUCAAAAACAAUCAAAGGAGAAGAAGAGAAAAGAGACACAGAAAUAAAUGGCAUAGUGGAAGAGAGAGUAAAGAAACGAUUGAAGAUUCUGCUAGAAGAGAAAGAGGCAGAGUUAAAGGAUAUGAGAAACCAAGUGAUACAAAGAGACGGGAUCAUCAAGAAACAGGAAAACCAGUUAAACAGGUUGAGGGAUGAACUGUCUAAUCAACUGAGUGGAUUUGAGAAGGAAUUGCAGUCCUCAAGGUUGGAGCUUCCUGAGCUAAGAAAAGCUUUGAAAAUGCAGCAAAAGAAAUUAAGAAAAAGUGAAGAAGCAUUGCAAAUGGAAAGACAAGAAUCACAGCAACUAUUAGCAAGCACUGAAGCACAUAUAACAAAGCUAUUGGGAGUGUUGGACAAAGAGAGACACGACCAUCAUAAGGAAGUCCACUCACUCUGUGUUGCAAUGGCUACUCAGAAACAAGAGCUACAGAUGGAGCUGGACAGACUUAAGGAUGUAAGCAUGAGAAGAGUGACUGAACUUGCUAAGGAAGUGUGGCUUUUGAAAAAUAAAAAUAACAAUAAUUAG